Molecule: messenger RNA, 1704 nt
Organism: Anopheles nili
Lineage: Eukaryota; Metazoa; Arthropoda; Insecta; Diptera; Culicidae
Gene: Arp8
Product: actin-related protein 8
Exons: 4
Coding region: 1-1704 (567 amino acids)
Biological process (GO): regulation of DNA-templated transcription; double-strand break repair
Cellular component (GO): Ino80 complex
Source: RefSeq, a predicted model, not a curated record
AUGUCCAACUUAAAGGAUCUAGCAGAUACUAGUGAUCAACAUAUUCAAGCACAAAACAUAAUCGUUAUCCAUCCAGGAUCUCAUUAUCUUCGUAUUGGUCGUGCAUCGGACGUCAAUCCUGUACGAAUUUUGCACGCUAUAGCGCGGCGCCGGAAAGCCAAUGGAAAAGCACAUCGAGACUGUGUGCUACCAAGCGUGGUUGAAAAAACCAAAGAGGUGUUGCAAGAGCUGGAAGACUGCAGGCUACAAAUAACGCACACGCUUCAAUCGUGCAUGCAGUCGGAUGGGCAACGACGGUACGCCACUCCGCCACAACAGAUAGCUGCAUUCAAUAGGCGCUCCCAACCUGAAGUAGUUCCAGAUAGUCGUAACGAGUGGCAUGAUUCGGAAUUGGGCGAUGUUGUAGUAGGAGAGGAUAUAUUGUUGUUGAAUCCAGCUGGAGAGUACAAUGUACAUUUCCCUAUCCGACGAGGAGAGCUUAAUCUCCAUGAUGGUGUUGGAGGGUCAUUGUUUGCAGUCAUGUCGGAUUUACAAAACAUUUGGGAAUAUGUCCUGCAAAAACGGUUACAUAUUGAAGCGAACAAAAUGAAACAGUAUAGAGCGGUGCUGGUAAUACCGGAUAUUUAUAAUCGUGCGCACUUGAGAGAGUACGUAACGCUUUUGUUGAACCACAUUGGUUUCGGAUAUUGCUUCCUCGUCCAGGAUCACGUGUCAGCUACUUUUGGUGCCGGUCUAGGAUACGCAUGUGUCGUUGAUGUAGGUGAUGAAAAAACCUCUGUAUCAUGUGUAGAAGAUGGAAUUUCUCAUCCCAACACUCGCGUGCGGUUUGACUAUGGGGGAGCAGAUGUUACGCAAGUGUUUUAUUGGUUGCUGCAAAAAUGUGCAUUUCCUUAUCGUGAGUGCGAUGAUACCAAGCCGCUCGAUGGGAUUCUGCUGCGUCGACUUAAAGAAGAAUUUGGACACGUUAAUUUGGACGUUUGCGGGUCAAACGAAAAGGCAUUUUCAGUGCAUCAUCCUGAAAUGCCAAAACGGAAUUAUACGUUACAAAUAGGCGAUGAAGCAAUGGUGGCUCCAUUGAGCUUAUUUUAUACGGAAUUGUUGGCCAUUACGGGUGCCAAUAGAACAGCACCAAAAACUCAAAAAUGGUGUUCAUCCCAACCGCAUCCGGAGGACUGUUUUGAUGCAGAAUAUCUCAGAGAAACUGGUCGGCGCAAUAAAGAUAAUUUAGAACAAUCGGCUAUUGAUAGUGGAACAUUGGCGAAUACAGAUGCUCCAGACGAUGAUCUAGUAGUUGAUGGCUUAGAACAAGAACGUGAGACCAAAAACAACGAUCGAGAUUAUCUGCUUCCUGGCGGGCAGCUGGUAGGACUUGAUCAAGCCGUUAUACAAAGUAUCGAACGUUGUUCAAACGACGAGCUGAAACGGAAAAUGUACGGCUGCAUAUUGAUCGUUGGCGGAGGUAUAAAAUUUCCUGGCAUUGGAAGUUGGUUACAGAGUCAGGUUUCACGGAAAAUUCCUGCCGGUUAUCGUACAGAACAAAGUAUCGUUUCCAGCCCGAAGGAUAUGGACCCUGAAAUUACUAGCUGGAAGGGCGCCGCGGUUAUGUCCUGUUUAGAGAGCGCUGUAGAGCUAUGGUUAACCGAAGCUGAAUGGACACGAUAUGGCUUACGCGUUUUACGAGAGAAAGCCGUAUUCAUGUGGUAG